CACCGCCCCUAUGCCCGUCUGACAGCCCCUGAUAUGGAUUACAUCAGGGAGUUCGACAUCCGGCUGGACCGCGAGAUGUACUACGCGGGGGAGACCGUCAUGGGCCACGUGCUGCUCGACACCGUCGAAAACUUCAAACUGCGCGCGGUCCGCGUCGUCCUGAGGGGGAAGGCCCAUGCAGAGUGGAAGGUGGUCCUCAGCGGGGACCGAAGGACCGUCAAGGACGACCAGUACUUCAUCGACGACCGGGCCAUCAUCUGGGGAUCAGACAAGCCGGAGGGCAACGUACCCAUCCUGCCCCGGGGCCACCACCAGUUCCCUUUCAAGUUCCAGCUCCCGGAGUCGUCUCUGCCCUGCUCCUUUGAGAGCAAGCCCGGCUUCAUUCGCUACUACAUCAAGGUGACGGUGGAUAUCCCCUACGCGUCGCCGCCACAGGGGAUGAAGUACUUCACCAUCAUCGGACCGCACAUCGACUGCAUGGACGACCAGUACCUCAAGCCCAUGGUGGGGCAGGACAAGCGGCCCACCUGCUGCCUGUGCUGCCAGAAGGGCGCCGUGAUGCUGCACACCCAGCUGGAGCGCAGCGCCUACUGCUCCGGGGAGAGCCUCAAGCUGCGCGCGUCCGUGGAGAACCAGGGCGAGGAGUCGGUGCGCCUCAAGGUGCGCCUCAUGCAGUACGUGGAGUACUUCAUCGACCGGGGCAUGCUGGGCGUGACCAAGGAGCUGCAGCACCUGGUGCUGGAGUACCGCGGCGAGGAGGUCGGCCCGCACACGCACCGCACCUGGGACUCGGGCGGGACGCUGCGCCUGCCCGUCAUGCCACCCUCCCUGGUCGGCGUGUGCCGGCUGCUGCAGAUCUACUACGUGCUCAAGGUCAACCUCGAGUUCGAGCGCUCGGGCGACGACCUGCAGAUGCACUUCCCGCUGACCAUCGCCACGGUCCCGUUCCGGAUCCCCAACAGUCCGCAGCAGCCCAACAUUCAAUACGAGGUGGCGAGCGAGCACGUUGAGGGCGGCACCUACAUCGGCCCCGAGUUCCUGUUGGGGCAGGUGUACGACGGCAGCACCAGCCUCCCGCAGGAGACCGUCGUGCUGUACAGGCCCGUGUACGUGUCGGUCGUGCCCAAGGAGUGAUGCCUGCCCGCCGUGGUUGACCGGCAGACAGCUAGAACAAGAACUAAAGGGCCCAAACGUGUACCAUAUCCUCGAGUGAAAUGGACGAGACAUUAAGUGUGUGACGUCACAUUAAGAAAGGACCUGUUUCAGUCAAACUGACGUGUGUGUCAAUUUUGUUUUUCGUGUCGAACUCAUCAUUGGUGAAAAUACACCGAAGAGGACCAAGGUGUAGGGCACACCACAACGGGCGGACAGGCCGCCGAGCGGGCCGCGCAGGGUGAAAUAAUGAGUAAUGUGAGUAGCUAGCUAUGGUUUGUGAUAAGCGCCGCAGGUCGGCCCCGCAGCACCAGCGAGACAGUAGAGGAAGUAUAUAGUUGUUCUUGAUACAAUUAUUAAUAAUAAUUAUAAAUAUAACUUGUGUGUUUCGUCGUGGUUUAUAUUUAUUGUAAAAAAAGUGUGGUUUCAAUUAUUAAAUAAUUUUAUGAGAUUCGUCGCCUUUCUUCAAAGUGUGGAGGGAAGGUGGUAUCAAUUAUCAUUUAGGGUGUACACAUCUACGUUGACCAGUUACCGACCUUGAAUUUGAAAUUGUGAUUGUUCUGAUGCUCGCAAGAAAAGCGCCAUCCUCGAGACUUUUACGACUGCCUGCUGGUAGGCAUCCCACACUACGCGCAGUACGAAGGGUUGCCUACUACACCGGCACCAGAGCUCGGCCAGAAUCAUCAUAAACAAAUUCAGGGUUGUCAUCAUUAAUUUUUAGAAAGGGAAAUGAUGGCACUCUCCCUAUGAAUAGGUCUUAUUUUUGAGAGAAGAACAGUUAAGUGCUCAGUUAAUAAAUGUCUAAUUCUUCUUGACAAGAGCAAAUUUGGGUCAUGAGUAAUCAUAUAUAUUAUUUUUCCAUUGGACUUUGUACAAUUUUUAAGGUUUAACUAUAUUCUUGUCCCGCAUCCAGUACGUACCCAAUAACCAAAAGUUACCACAAAUAUGUACUGUAAGUAGGCUCCUCAUUUGGUACAAGCAAAACAAGGGAGGUAUACACGUGGCUUUAAGUACACUUUUACAAGUGCUCAAAUUGUGACUUUUAAAACUGAUGCGUUUUUAUGCACAACUGAAUUACAUCUUUAAAUAAUUGAAUAAUAUGUACUGGGAAUGAUAAAUCAAUUUCAAGUUAGAGUUAAUAAGUAUAAAAAUAAUGAAGAUGCAAUGUGUCAUAAUAUCCUUUAAAAGCUAAUUUCUUUCCUUGGACUAUUUUGCAGAAUUUUCCAAUUCUUCAAAAAAUUUGAAAUUUUACAAUGCAAUUUUAAAUGUGAGUAUUCUUGGUAUGAAAACCACAAAACUAGCCAAUUUAAAAACUUUACUAGCAUUUCCAGAUGUCCAGGCAUGGUUGCUAAUCAUCCAGUGCCCCUAAAAGUUUUUAUGUGGACACAGCAGUGAAGUCGGAUCUUUUGUUGCAAUUUUGUAGAGUAAAUGUUUAUAUAAGUCCAAGAUCUAAAUGUCCUGAGAAGUCCAUUAAUUCAAACACAGAUCUUUCCUACAAACUUAAUUUCUGGUACAGAAGUAGUUACAUCACUGGUAUGUUAAGUGUUUAACUGGCAAGCACCUGCAAGUUAGAGUCCUAUACUGCAAGUGUGUAACACCUUGUCGCAUACAUUCAGAUGUUUGACGGAAAACUUGAAUACAUACUUGUAAGUGUUGAGCUGGAAAUUUUACGACUUCCAAUUGUGCAACGUGCCAGCUUCAUGAUCAGAAUGAAAACAGUGAAAUGUUUCAUCUUACACAAGAUCUUGCAAGUGAAAGUCAAACACUGUAGAGUGCAGUGUUGUUGAAUGUAUCUGCCAAGAUAUUUGAUAACAAAUACAAUAUUAAUGACUAAAAUGUGUUUAGCUCUGUGAUUAGAAUAUGACUUUGUAGUUUUCAAAACCCUUAAGAAAAUUCAUGAGAAUAUUUAGACAAAAUAUUACUUAACUACUGCAAUAAAUAGAAUAAAUAAGAGAGAAACCAUACAGGUAAAACUCUUUGAACUAAGAAAAGCAAUGAACACUACAGAGAAAAAAAAUAUCCUUCAAUGAGAAAGCUUGAUGCUGUGUAAUAUAUUGGUUAAAAGUUUUCUUCAUGUACUUUGAGGUUCUUGAAAUGUUAAUAAAUAUUAUGACUGAAAAUUUCAAAUAAAGAACAAAUAACACUCAGAAAUUUCUGUGUUCUAGUUGUUCUAGUACAAAUGAAUAACCUGAACCUAAACCAGAGCUUUCAAAAGAUCAGUAAACAUACAUGCUAAGACAAAGAUAAUUAGGGCGCAUUUCCAUUUAUGAUGUAAAUGUUUUAUUGAAAAAUUGUACAGAGAAAUUUAAAUGUCUAAUUAAACAUGAUCAAAUGCAGAUGUGGUGAAAUAUAAGCAGGACGGCAAUCAAAAUGUGCACUUGAUUUUCUUAUAAGAACUUGCUACCAAGACUGAUUUGUGAGAAGAUGUCUUAGAACAUUACACCA
Messenger RNA from Frankliniella occidentalis (western flower thrips), 3597 nucleotides. RefSeq names its product arrestin domain-containing protein 2-like. The record is from RefSeq and is a predicted model, not a curated record. Gene Ontology annotation, cellular component: cytoplasm. Lineage: Eukaryota; Metazoa; Arthropoda; Insecta; Thysanoptera; Thripidae. The coding region runs from base 34 to 1134 and encodes 366 amino acids. The transcript is spliced from 7 exons. Gene Ontology annotation, biological process: protein transport.